Gadus chalcogrammus (walleye pollock) is the source of this 4908-nucleotide messenger RNA. It is a transcript of the gene kcnab1a, whose product is annotated as potassium voltage-gated channel subfamily A regulatory beta subunit 1a. The coding region runs from base 522 to 1793 and encodes 423 amino acids. The transcript is spliced from 15 exons. Gene Ontology annotation, molecular function: potassium channel regulator activity; transmembrane transporter binding; voltage-gated potassium channel activity. Gene Ontology annotation, biological process: transmembrane transport; potassium ion transport; negative regulation of delayed rectifier potassium channel activity. The record is from RefSeq and is a predicted model, not a curated record. Gene Ontology annotation, cellular component: membrane; voltage-gated potassium channel complex; extrinsic component of cytoplasmic side of plasma membrane. NCBI's taxonomy places the organism in Eukaryota, Metazoa, Chordata, Actinopteri, Gadiformes, Gadidae.
AGCAUCUGAGCCUGACUCUCUUAUCCUGUCUGAGUGUGUGUAGUGCACAUGGAGGAGACCUUCAAUGGAGGACUGCCGGCUGUCUUGACGGGCCGUCUGAAGUCACCAUGGACCUCCAGAGAGUUCUGGAUUCACAAUUCAACUUUGAUUCCUCUUUAGUUUGACUGUUCCCUGCGGUUGUUUUUCUACAUUUUUUUCUCAACAUGGGAUCUGAGCAUGUUUUUCUUGGAUUUGACCGGUGGAUUCGUUCUAGCUGGUGUGUGUGUUUUCACACGGGACACACUUUGUGAGCGUUGAUAAAUGAAGAGUUAAAAGGACUUCUGUUGCCGGCCCCACCACCAACCUAGUUGCAACCCAGCACAGAGUGUGGGCGCGCCGUGACUCCACCUGGAUUACUGGGAGAGGUUCAUGUUGGCGGGACAGACGCACGGCCGACGGCAGAGGCACAGAGAGGGGACACAGCGGCAGGCUGAGGGCUCCAGCAGGAGGAAGAGGAAGAAGAAGGCUCCGCCCGCUGCAACAUGUACCUUUACAAGGCCACGUGCGACAUCCCCAAGCCCAAAACCAAGGCCCCCGAACGGGCCCCCGAACGGGCCCCGGGCGGCGCCCAGACCCAAGGCGGGGCCCAGGCCCGAGGCGGCCAGGGGCGGCCCCGCAGGCGGGCCCCGGCGGGGGGGGGGCCGGUGAUGCUGUGGACCAGGGUGAGGGCCAACGGGCUGGUGGAGCUGAAGCAGAUGGAGGAGUUCCUCCACUGCCACGCCCUGUCCCUGCAGGAGACGGUCCGGGGCCAGACGGGCAUGGCCUACAGGAACCUCGGCAAGUCGGGACUCAGAGUGUCUUGCUUAGGACUGGGCACAUGGGUGACAUUUGGCGGACAGAUAACAGAUGAGGUGGCGGAGCAGCUGAUGACCAUCGCCUACGAGGGCGGAGUCAACCUGUUUGACACUGCCGAGGUCUACGCCGGGGGCAAGGCAGAAAUCAUCCUUGGAAACAUAAUCAAGAAGAAAUGCUGGAGGCGAUCCAGUUUAGUGAUUACAACGAAGCUCUUCUGGGGGGGAAAAGCAGAGACAGAGAGAGGACUGUCCAGGAAGCACAUAAUUGAAGGACUGAAAGGCUCUCUACAGAGACUGCAGCUGGAGUAUGUGGAUGUUGUAUUUGCCAACAGGCCAGACAGCAACACACCCAUGGAGGAGAUUGUGCGAGCCAUGACCUAUGUGAUCAACCAGGGCAUGGCCAUGUACUGGGGCACCUCCCGGUGGACUGCUAUGGAGAUCAUGGAGGCCUACUCGGUGGCCCGACAGUUCAACCUCAUCCCCCCGGUGUGUGAGCAGGCAGAGUACCAUCUGUUCCAGAGGGAGAAGGUGGAGGUGCAGCUCCCCGAGCUCUACCACAAGAUAGGAGUGGGGGCCAUGACGUGGUCUCCGCUGGCUUGUGGCAUCAUCUCUGGGAAGUACGAGAACGGCAUUCCGGAAACUUCUCGGGCCUCAAUGAAGUCCUACCAGUGGCUGAAGGAGAAGAUAGUGAGUGAAGACGGGAGGAAGCAGCAGGCCAAGCUGAAGGAGCUUGGUCAUAUCGCUGAGAAGCUGGGCUGCACUCUGCCUCAACUGGCAGUGGCAUGGUGCCUAAGAAACGAAGGCGUGAGCUCAGUUCUUCUGGGAACCUCCAACCCUCAGCAGCUCACAGAGAACCUGGGAGCUAUACAGUUCCUGCCGAAGAUGACCUCCCAUGUAGCGUCCGACAUUGACCACAUCCUGGGCAACAGGCCGUACGGUAGGAAGGACUUCCGCUCCUAGACCCAGGCGUAGCUCCUGUCCUUGGGUCGGCUGUGUCCACAUCCAUCCCCACCUGUCUGUCUACUCACCCUGGAGACAGCCCUUCACCAGUGCCUCUUUCGGGGCCCCCCCAGAGCGCCAGGCUAGCUUCAUAGACCAGCUCCAGACAGCUCAGCUUAGCCCUCUAACCCCAAACCCUUCUGAGAACUAGCCCUGCUGGGCACAGCUCAGAGGUUAAGCCCCACUCCAGCUGUGAUACGAAGGAUCCUAGCUUAUGGUUCUGUCCGCCUGUUCACUGUGUUAUAUUCUACUACUAGUCCAGUGCAGCAAUAGGGCACAGUGAUAUUCAGCUUCCUGCCCUGUCAGCAUCCCAACCCAUGUUCCUAUACUCGUGCACCCGCUACGUUAAGCUUAGAUACAGCUCCAUGAUCCAGACAGCUUUCCAAACUGUGUCUUUCUGGUUAACCUGUACAUUUUGAACUUCUUCAAAAUGUAAUUCAGAAGCUUUAGAAAAAGACACAAUACAUGCCUUUGAAAGUAUGCUUAACUUAAACAAGCUUCAGGUGCGUGCAAUAUAGAUGACAAUGUAUGCUCUCCAUUAUUUAUUAAUUGAUUUAAUACACUAUAAGAGGCUUAUAAUCAAUAUAUGGGAAAUAUCUCUUGCUCCAAACAAAGGUUUCAUCCUACACAGAAAUGAUAAUGGAAAGAUGCAAUAUGAUAUUAUGCCAUAUGAUAACCAAUUUUUCAUAUAUAUGCACAUGUAUAUCAAUAGAUAUAUCUAUAUAUAUAGAUAUAGAUAAACAUAUAUAAUAUAUAUUGAACUAACCAGAGAUCAUUGGUUGGAAUUAUUUCAUGAGAUAAAAAUGCUAAAAUAUGAUGCAUGUGACGACCCAUGAGCUGUUCUACAUCAAACCCCAUAGAGAACCGAAUAUUUGUGAGAGCACCUGCAACACGCCUCUAAUGCAGUGCUUUGAAAAGCAAGCCCCUGUUCUGGUCAGCAAUCUCCCAUUUAUACCACAGGAUUGUGGGAAAAUUGGUUUAGGAGGACAGGAGAGAGUGAAGCAUGUUUCCUCCUUUAGUACACUCGAAGACGUCUAGACCCCUGCUUAGAUCCUAGAAGGAAGAGAAUUAUGUUGAAAUGGAUGCUUCCUUCUCUCUGUUUGCAUCUAUUAAUGACAACUUUAUUUUGCCUGUAAACAGAGCUUGUAUUGUUGACUUGGGCAUGAAACGUUGGGGAAUAUAUUAAAUCUCCACAGUAAUCAACAUAGUCCGUUAUGGACAUACUUGCUCUAAAUGGGUACCAUGCCUUCUACAAUUCCUACUGUUUUACAGUGAGUAAAAGAGGACGUAUUUUGGAAAUUAUAAAAAAAUAUAUAGAGUAUUAUUUUAUGGUAUUGAAUGAUUCUUGGUUAUUAUUUUGACUUCUUUGGUCAACAAUGAUGACAUGGUGUACAUGUAAAUAGAACGUUAACGAGACCCAUGUAAGAUAAGACGAUACCAAGCCUAUUUUCUUGCGUAACGUAUGGCUAAGUUAUGAUAAACAAAUGUAAAUAGUGUUCAUCUGUUAAACCUCUUGCAGUGUCGUGCACUAGUGCUGGCUUCCAAUAUCGACUCUGUCCUCUUGCUUUAACUGAUUAUUUAUUACUAUUCAUUUUUUUCCCAUAUCUCUUGUGAUAUGUUCUACAAGUAAUACAUGUGAUAAAUAAAGGGUCAGCCAUUGUUUUGGCUUACUUAUAGGUACCAAGAAAUCAAUGGAUUAUUAAUAUGUCUGUUGACGUGACAUGUAUUUAUGUAUUUGGCGCAAUCAUCAAUGCUCAGGCUUCUUGUUAAAGAUGGUCAUUUGGAAAAAGCCAUCAAAUGAUUUAGAGUAUAUAUUAGUAUGCUCUAAAUCAGUAUAGAUUUUAGAGGGGGCAUAUCUGCUGACAUAGAGGAACCCAGUGUAAUAUAAAUACAGAGUUACUAUUUUAAUUAUAAGUUUGUUAUGUUAUACAAUACAUCACACACAGGUUUGGUUAGAAUCAGAAAUAAGGGCAAUCAUUGUAUGUGAAAGGCCUUUUUGAACGGUUUGUGUGAAAGUUGUGAGUCAGUGAUGACAUAACAAUAGUGAAGGAACUAUAGUGAUCACUGUAGGAACCAUAGUGACUACUGAAGGAACCAUAGUGAUCCCAUAAGGAACACAAGUGAUUGCAUAAGGCAAAAUAGUGAUCCCAUAUAGAACCAGUGAUCACAUAAGAAACAAUAGUGAUCACAUAAAGAACCAUAGUGAUCACGUAUAGGAACCGUAGGGAUUGCAAAGGGAACCAUAGGAACCAUAGCGAUCCAAUAAGGAACAAAACUGGCCGCAUAAGGAACCAAUAAAGGCAGUGGGUGCAGAGAAUCAAACUAGAGUGCCUUUAGUCCUGAUUACAAAACACGGAUGUUUUGAUGACAUGGUGGUUGUUUCCUUAUUGUUCCUGUCCCACACAAGAGGCAAAAUAUAUAAAUUAUUGAUGAUAGUUGUAUCAUUUGGGAUAUUAAUAGAUAGGUUUGAAUAGAACUUAAGAGGAAAAGGCGAUCCAAGAUGAUUCAAGAAGCGUCUGUAUGCGAGCCUACACUCUGAAGGACAACUUACUGAAAUACAUUGAUAUCCAAAGCAGGGAGACACAAAUCUGGUAAUGUAUUAUCUAAAAUAUAAGGUCUUGAUAUUGAGGGUUUGGAAAAAUCAUUGUAAUGUUUUAGAAUGACGAGAGUACAGACUAUAUUCAAGUUAGUCAAAAUGUGCUGCUUUUACCCAGAUAAUAACAAAAUUGAGCCAGCCUUUCACCUAAGCCUUUCCUAUUCUUAAUGUAUUCUGUAUUGUUUCAUAGAAAAGCCUUGUUGGUCCAUGUAUUUGUGUAAAGAUCCAAACUGUUCUGAACAUUCACUCCUCUGUAAAUAUAUAACAAAGUGUGAAUAAAUGCAUAACACUAACAGCUAAACCGGUUUCCUUUUGUACCAUUUGUUAGUAUACACUUUACACAUUUAUUUUUCUAAUCUACAGUUACAAUGCAAUAAUGGAACUGUAUAAAAAAAAAUACUUCUCUGCUUUGAUGUCUCCAAACUCUCAGGCACUACCCAGUACCAAAAUAAACACAGAAAACUUGACCAAUCAAACCAU